AUGACGCAAUAUCUACAUGAAUACUACCCGAGUUUAUACCCAUCGCACCUGGCAGUGCAGAUCAACAAACUGCUCGCACAGUUGCAUGAGAUUAAUUACUUCUCACUCACAUACACCCGGAGACCGGAUCGGGCGUCUGAUAUGUUGAACGCAGUCGAGAAGAGGCUUGCAGAUCCGGGUAUAUCGAAAAAAUAUCGAACGGCGUUGGAGCAUAAGCGAAAAGUGAUCCUCUCAACACGAGCACCAGCAUUAGAUGCGUCUUUCAUCAAGAAGGAAGAAGAUAAAACCGUCGCAUUCCUGUCGCAAGUGACUGCGGUCAUGGAUGCCUCUUGCAACGAGAAUGCACCUUGGAUCUUUGGCACAGAAGUUCCGACUGCGCUUGACGCGCAUAUGAUACCGUUUCUGGCACGUUUGGUUGAUGUGGAUCGGGAGAAUAUGCUUGGGUCUACGUCAAGAAGGUACCUUGAAAUGGCAAUGGAGACGAGGAUAUGGACGGACACGAUGCAGGGCCGAAGAACAGUGCAUGGGACUUAUCUUCCUGCGAAAUGA
This is a messenger RNA of Rhinocladiella mackenziei CBS 650.93, 549 nucleotides long. RefSeq lists its product as uncharacterized. NCBI's taxonomy places the organism in Eukaryota, Fungi, Ascomycota, Eurotiomycetes, Chaetothyriales, Herpotrichiellaceae. The transcript has 2 exons. Bases 1 to 549 code for a protein of 182 amino acids. The record is from RefSeq and is a predicted model, not a curated record.